This is a messenger RNA of Fusarium tjaetaba, 3498 nucleotides long. RefSeq names its product heterokaryon incompatibility het-6. NCBI's taxonomy places the organism in Eukaryota, Fungi, Ascomycota, Sordariomycetes, Hypocreales, Nectriaceae. Gene Ontology annotation, molecular function: DNA-binding transcription factor activity. The record is from RefSeq and is a predicted model, not a curated record. The transcript has 5 exons. Gene Ontology annotation, biological process: regulation of DNA-templated transcription. Bases 1 to 3498 code for a protein of 1165 amino acids.
AUGUCGGGUCCUGGCCAGAAUACCGUCGACAUCGACGCUCUCCUCGAUCUUACCGAGUACGAUAACUUCCAAUCUCCUGCUACUUCAGUAUCACCAUCAGGAACAUCAAAGGCUACCUUCGCCAGCCCUAUCUCAGCCGCUGUCGCUGCUCCCGCCACCACAACUGCCCAGAGUCUGAGCGGUCCCAGUCACAACUAUGACAUGUACAGACAGCAGACUGGCUUUGUGCCCGGUGCCAUCGCCAACACAAUGGCCGUUAACCAGACCAACAACACUGGCUACCAAGACUUCCGCAACAUCGACUACCUAACCACCUUCAGCCCCGAGGCUGAUCUGUUUGAUUUCAACACAUCUCCUUCGCAGGCUACUUUGGGUGCGUCGGAUAUGGAUAUGGAUUUCGAGUCGCAGACCGAGACACAACAGUUUUUCACUGUCGACCCUAGCAGCAUUGAGCAAGAGAACGCUGGUCUUCCUUCACCACCCGUUUUGCCUACACAGAACAAUGGCCGUCUCUGGCCUGGCGCUCACUCCCAAGCCGCUCUUGCCAAGGCUCAGCAACAACAGCGACAACAGCAGCAGAUCAUUCAGCAACAACAACAGGCUCAGCGCCAUGCAUCGCAGCCCAAGUCUCGUGGCAAGGCCCCUCAGCCUACCGACCCCAUUGUUGAGCAGAAGAUUACUCAGCUCCUGAACUCUAUGCGAGCCAAGCCCUCAAUGCCCGAGAGUCAGGCUACCAGCCCCAUGGCCAACCUCCCCCGAUCCAAGAAGGACGAAGAGGAGAUGGAUGAGGAUGAGCGCCUCCUGGCUAGUGAGGAGGGCAAGAAGCUCAGCAGCAAGGAGCGACGACAGCUUCGCAACAAGGUGUCCGCUCGUGCUUUCCGUUCCCGCAGAAAGGAAUACAUCACUCAGCUUGAGACUGAGAUUGCCAACAAGGUCAGCGAGAACGGUGACCUCCGUGCUCAGAACCGUGCUCUCGUUGACGAGAACAAGCGUCUGACUGACCUCACCCGCAUGCUGCUCUCUUCGCCUUCUUUCUCCAACUUCUUGGACAACCUCAGCAGCAACCCUACCGCUGUUCAGCAGACUCCUCAACUCAAGGUCGAGCCUCAACCCGAGCAGCGACAGGUGCCCAAGGACAUCAACCCCUACAAUGCUCAGCAGUCUUCUCAGCACCAGAUUGGCAUGGCCAUGAUCCCUGAGCAGAACAUGGACUUCUCCAUGCUCACUCUUGAUGGUUCUUUCAACUUCCAGCCUCAAGUCUUUGUUGUCGACACUCCUGAGCUUCCUGAUGCUAUUGACGCUUCUGUUCUUUCUGGCAAGACCUCCAACUUCGCUGAGCCCAUCUUCGACUCUGAGGAGGAGAAGCUUGAGGUGCCCGCCAUUGAGCGUCCUGUUGAGAAGCCCGAGGUUUCUGAGCCUGUUGACGCCGCCCCUAUCGACCUUGAGUUUGAAUCUGACCCUGAAUUCGCCCUGUUCCACACUGAGACCGCUACCACCACCACCGAGCAACCCAAGGAGUUUGACUCUGAGGGUCUAUCGCAUGUUGACAUCUUUGGCGGUGUUGAGUCCGAAAAGGUGCUUGCCCGUCUUGAACUUGUCGAUGCCGGUGAGGAAGAGUGUAUCGCUGCUUUGGCUAUGGCUCGCGUGCAACGUAUCAGCGCCAGCUGUGACGCCGUUACAUCAAGACUGCCUGCAUGGAUCUCCGCAAAGGGAACCAUGAUGAGUGGCUGUGUUGCAGAUAACUUUACAAUCCGCAUUCUCACUCUUGAGCCUGGUACGGGCAAUGACCCAUUAGUCGGUCAUCUCGGCUUUGAGAAUCUUGAUCUAAGCCCAGAAUAUGAAGCCAUCUCAUAUUGCUGGGGAACAGGUGGUCGAUCCUCUGAGAUUAUAUGCGAUGGGAAACCGCUGCCAUUAACGGAGAGCAUUGAGGGCGCUCUACGCCGUAUGAGACAUGCAACUACCCAGCGACGCUUGUGGGCGGAUCAAGUCUGCAUCAAUCAGGACGAUAUUGCUGAACGAAGUCAACAAGUCAGUCUGAUGAACGCUAUUUACAAGGGAGCGAAGCAUGUGUUGGUAUGGCUUGGAGAAGACAAGGUAGGGCAUGGGAAGGCGGCUACGGAGAUGGUUCACUACCUUCAUGGAGUGUUUAAUGAUGAGGAACUGCAUAAUGAAUUCAAAAGAGCUCAUUCAGAAGAUUUGUUGAGCCAAGAUAGAAAGCCUUGGGUGCCGUUCUCGAAUCUAUCGAGGCUACCAUGGUUUAAUCGUAUAUGGAUUGUUCAGGAAAUAGGAACAGCAGCACCUGCGACUCUCUACUGGGGCGAUGCAGAGAUUGACUGGGAGAUCCUGUCAUCAGUUGCAGGCAUCCUGAAUACGACUUAUCACUUCCUACGCUCACGAUUCGCUGUCUUCACACCUAACAUCCGUUACUUGUAUCAACGCUUCGUUGAGCCAGAGGAGGCAUACGAUGUAAACCAUAACCGCGCAGCCUUCAUAUACGAACUUCACCGCGCAAGGCAUCUAUUGUCAAAAGACCCCCGAGACCAUGUCUACGCUUUUCUUGGCCACUUCUCCAUCCAUACUGGCAGUUCGAGCCUUGCAGAGUUGGUGGCGGAUUAUAGCAGAUCGAUAGAAGAUAUCUAUUAUGACGUUGCGGUCAGAGAACUCUCUGGGUGCGAAUCACUUCUGCUUUUGUCUGCUUGCCAUGCUAUACCAGUUACUUACAAGAAGCGAAUCAUGGAGAGGGGGGAUUUACCAACUUGGGUUCCAGACUGGCGUGUUGUGCCUCUCCAUCUCAUGGGUACACCCGUGACUCCUCAUAGAGCAUCGGGGGAAUAUCGACCUCAAUUAUGCAUCAACGAAGAGACAAGAGCUCUCCAUAUCUACGGCGUUCGCUUAGAUCGUAUCCGUCGACCAUCGUGGAUCUUCUGGAACAACGCUUUCCACUUCCGUCGCAACAACCCCUUUCGCCUCCCUAUCGAAGCCCUAUGGCGAGAUAUCUGUGGUAGAAACCAACCCUUCAACCUACGACAACGUUAUCGAAACGGCGACACAGCAUUCUUCGCCCUUGUGCAAACACUUACAAACGCAUGCAUCGGAGCAGAUCGCUCUCGGCCAUAUGAGAGCAUUCCCAAGGAAGAGUGGCUCGCCAACGGUGCAGCGUAUCUUGUCCGCGCACUGGAUAGACCUGGUGCUGUUUCAUCAGAGAUACAAGAGCUUGCGCAGACGGGAGAUGGGUUCAAGUGGAGCCAUGAAGCAACGCUUGUUACGCGGUAUCGAGGUUUUGCGAUAACUUUUGGGGGUUGGUUUGUUGUUGGGCCGGAUAUUAUGCAAGCAGGGGAUGUGGUUGUUGUGUUGUAUGGAGGUAGAACACCCUUUUUGCUAAGGAGAAAGGAUGAUGAGACGUGGAUACUUGUUGGGGAGUGCUAUGUACAUGGGAUGAUGAAUGGGGAGAUUUUUGACCUUGAUGGGGUUGAAGAGGAGGAGUUUGUUAUUGUGUGA